CCCGCUGCGCGUUGCGCGCGGAGGCUCUGGCGCCCGCCGCUGAGCCCUCCAGCCUCUGCGAAUCGCGCCGGCCCGCGUGGGUCCCGGCGGGCGUAAACCCACCAUGCAGCUGCAGUUCCGGAGCUGGAUGCUGGCCGCGCUCACCCUGCUCGUGGUCUUCCUCAUCUUCGCAGACAUCUCCGAGAUCGAAGAAGAAAUCGGGAAUUCUGGAGGCAGAGGUACAAUCAGAUCAGCUGUGAACAGCUUACAUAGCAAAUCUAAUAGAGCCGAAGUUGUAAUAAAUGGCUCCUCAUCUCCAGCUGUCGUUGACAGAAGUAAUGAAAGCAUUAAACACAACAUACAGCCAGCUUCGUCCAAAUGGAGACACAACCAGACGCUCUCUCUGAGGAUCAGGAAGCAAAUUUUAAAGUUCUUGGAUGCUGAGAAGGAUAUUUCCGUCCUCAAGGGGACCCUGAAGCCCGGAGACAUUAUUCAUUACAUCUUUGACCGUGACAGUACAAUGAACGUGUCCCAGAACCUGUACGAGCUCCUCCCCAGAACCUCGCCCCUGAAGAACAAGCACUUCCGGACCUGUGCCAUUGUGGGCAACUCGGGGGUCUUGCUGAACAGUGGUUGCGGGCAGGAGAUUGACACGCACAGCUUCGUCAUCAGGUGCAACCUGGCUCCGGUGCAGGAGUAUGCCCGGGAUGUAGGACUCAAGACCGACCUGGUUACCAUGAACCCCUCGGUCAUCCAGCGGGCCUUCGAGGACUUGGUCAAUGCCACGUGGCGGGAGAAGCUGCUGCAGCGACUGCACAGCCUCAAUGGCAGCAUCCUGUGGAUCCCUGCCUUCAUGGCCAGGGGUGGCAAGGAGCGUGUGGAGUGGGUCAACGAGCUCAUCCUGAAGCACCACGUCAACGUGCGUACUGCGUACCCCUCGCUGCGCCUGCUGCACGCUGUCCGCGGAUACUGGCUGACCAACAAAGUCCACAUCAAAAGACCCACCACCGGCCUCUUGAUGUAUACUCUGGCCACACGUUUCUGCAAUCAGAUCUACCUCUACGGCUUCUGGCCCUUUCCACUGGAUCAGAACCAGAACCCCGUCAAGUACCACUACUAUGACAGCCUCAAAUAUGGCUACACCUCCCAGGCCAGCCCCCACACCAUGCCCUUGGAAUUCAAGGCCCUCAAGAACCUGCACGAGCAGGGGGCAUUGAAACUGACUGUCGGCCGGUGUGACGGGGCCACGUAA
Molecule: messenger RNA, 1231 nt
Organism: Marmota flaviventris (yellow-bellied marmot)
Lineage: Eukaryota; Metazoa; Chordata; Mammalia; Rodentia; Sciuridae
Gene: St8sia2
Product: ST8 alpha-N-acetyl-neuraminide alpha-2,8-sialyltransferase 2
Biological process (GO): N-glycan processing; oligosaccharide metabolic process
Molecular function (GO): alpha-N-acetylneuraminate alpha-2,8-sialyltransferase activity
Source: RefSeq, a predicted model, not a curated record